This is a messenger RNA of Pestalotiopsis fici W106-1, 693 nucleotides long. RefSeq names its product V-type proton ATPase subunit E. The coding region runs from base 1 to 693 and encodes 230 amino acids. The record is from RefSeq and is a predicted model, not a curated record. NCBI's taxonomy places the organism in Eukaryota, Fungi, Ascomycota, Sordariomycetes, Amphisphaeriales, Sporocadaceae. Gene Ontology annotation, biological process: proton transmembrane transport. Gene Ontology annotation, molecular function: proton-transporting ATPase activity, rotational mechanism. Gene Ontology annotation, cellular component: proton-transporting two-sector ATPase complex, catalytic domain. The transcript is spliced from 3 exons.
AUGUCGCAAGUCCACGCCAUGUCGGACGCUCAGGUCGACCAGGAGCUGAAGAAGAUGACGGCCUUCAUCAAGCAGGAGGCACUCGAAAAGGCACGCGAGAUCGAGAUCAAGGCCAACGAGGAGUUCUCGAUUGAAAAGUCCAAGCUGGUGCGCCAGGAGACGGACGCCAUUGACGCCAGCUACGCCAAAAAGUUCAAGCAGGCCUCCAUGACGCAGCAAAUCACCCGCUCCACCGUGGCCAACAAGACCCGGCUCAAGGUCCUGGGCGCCCGCCAGGAGCUCCUCGACGACAUUUUCGACGCUGCUGGCAAGAAGCUCGUCGACGGCUCCAAGGACGAGUCCAAGUACCGCACCACCCUCAAGAACCUCAUCCUCGAGGGCCUCUACGCCCUGACUGAGAAGGAGGUUAGCGUCCGGGGCCGGAAGAAGGACGCCAAGGUCCUCAAGGGUGCCAUCGAGGACGCCGAGAAGGAGUACAAGGAGAAGACGGGCAAGGAGACCAAGGUUAUCGUGGACGAGGAGAACGUAUUGCCCGAGGGAAGUGCCGGAGGUGUCAUUAUUGUCGGCGGCCAGGGUAAGAUCGACAUCAACAACACAUUCGAGGAGCGUCUGAAGCUACUUCAAGACGUCGGUCUGCCUGCCGUGCGGAAGACCUUAUUCGGCGAUAACCCGAACCGCAAGUUCUUUGAUUAA